Messenger RNA from Phyllotreta striolata, 6799 nucleotides. Lineage: Eukaryota; Metazoa; Arthropoda; Insecta; Coleoptera; Chrysomelidae. The record is from the annotation of a GenBank genome assembly.
CCGAAUCUGCUGAUUGUGUCGUCUUUCGCGAUUUCGCUUAAUCCGCAUUGUUGAAUAGAAUAAUUCCUGCGGAUAUUAGCUACUUUGACACCGGUUUUGUCGUGUGUGCAGUGCUGGAACUUGGAAAUGGUGUCGCCCAAAAAGGUGUGUUGUAACAACGGCGAUAAAUCGCCCAGCCCGGAACCCUUCAAAGAACCCGAGGGAUUGGUUACAAUAGAUUUGAGGGGUUCGAAAAUCGAGGAAGUUCAGAAAAGUUCUACACAAACCAAAAAGACGAGAAAACGGGUAGUAGAAGUUAUAUUGGCUUUGUUCAUUUUCAAUAUAACUGUAUUUGGAAUAAUUUUAUACAUCAACGAAGAGUCCUACUUUUUUAAAGCGAAACCGCUGGUAGUUAAAGAAUCGAUUCCUGGGAAGGAAAAUAACGUAAUAACAAUAAAUAAUCUGAUAAACAAAUGCGUCGAUACUAAACCGUUAAAAAUAUGUUGCAUAUUAUUCGGGGAUACUGAUAGUGAUUUUUAUAAAUAUUGCUUGGACAACAGCGUAGUAUUAUCUGCUUUCCAAAUCGAUAAAAGAAAGAAAAGGGACUUAACAUCUCAGAUAUAUUCCGAUUACCAACCGCCUUUUGCACCAAUAUACGAUUAUCCGCAGGAUUAUUUCUACGAAUCAGAUUACCCUUAUGAUUUACCUCCACACGAAGUUCAUCCUUAUGCAAAUACUAACGAAGAGAAAUAUAUGGAACAACCGUACGCAGAAAUGCCAUCUCCAGGAUAUUCAAUAAAAGUGGGUAUUCAUCACGAGGAAGCAGUGCCUCGACCAGUUAGUAAACCUCUACAACCAAAAUUCGAUUCAAAACCGAUUCCAAUACCCCUAUCAUUAGACCAAUUUGAAGAAAAUGACAACAAAAAUGAAGUGAAACCUCCAAUUAUCAACACAAGAAUUUUACCAAAUCAAGAUAGUAAAUCAACUAACGAUAAGAUUCCUCCAAACACUCAAAUAACUGAUGAUACGUCUCAUUUAAUAACCACUAUAAAUCCCAUUAAAAACGUUCCUUUAAUUAUAUCUGAUCGUUUCAAAGAUACAACAAGUGAUCCGAAAGAGCCCACUGAAAAUUCCUUGAAUAUAAACGACAGAUUCGAAUCCAUUUCAUCAAAUCCAACAAACGAUAAAGAAGUGACGAAUGAAUCAGGGAAUUCGGGAGAUUUGGUAACGCAACCGAACGAUUCCCUGGAUAAAACGGAUAAACCCGAAAACAUGGAAAAGUUUAUAAAUCCGUUAAACGCCAAUCCGGAAGAAUUAAACGAAAGUUCAUCGAUUAAAUCUGACAGUGCAGAUAAUAAAGAUUCAAAUGUAAGUAAAACAGAAGAAAUUUUACCAAUAACAUCAGAAAAAUCAACGAAGGUUUUUGAUGAAAAUUCCGGACAUCCAACUGAACCAUCAAGUAAAAUAGUAGAAGAAGAUUCACUUCAUAUUUCAGAUAUUCCAGAAGAGUCUGGUACAACAAGGAUCGUCCCAGUAUCAAGCAUAAUUACUGAGACUAAUGAGCCAGUACUACAAACAAGUACAUCUGCAAGUACUACAUCUACAAGUACCACAUCUACAAGUACUACAUCUACAAGUAGUACAACUACAAGUACUGUUAGUAAUUCACUAUUACCUGAAAACUUAUCAGAUGGACAAACAGAACCGAGCAUAUUGAAAGAAGCAAAUCAUUUAGACGAUUUAUUAACAGCCACAGAGAAAGCAGAGAAUACAAUUAAUAUUCCAGAUACACCAGAAAUAUCUGAAGGUGUCUCAGAUUCUGCAUUUGAUUACACUAGCUCUGCUCCAGUAGAAAAAUCAACUGAAACACAAUCAGUAACUACUAACAAAGUUGAAAAACAGUUUGAGAUUCCAAGCAAAUCCGAAAAAAAUAAUAACAAACCACCACAAACAGAUCAGUUAGAUAAGGAAACGAGACCAGAAGAUGCAAAUAACAAUUCCCCUACUACACCUAUAAAUAUUGAACAGAAUAUAGUUUCAUCUAUACUUUCACCCCAAUUAUCAGAAGAUUUAGCCACAAAAUCCAAUAAUAAAGAGGGUCAAAAUUAUCCAAUACAUUCCCAUAAAACCGAAGUUGACGAUGAAACGAAAAAAGUAGAAACUUCAACUGAAACUAAUACCCAAUCGGAUAAUUCGAAGGAUUCUGUAAAUAAUUCUCAAGAUGUAUCUGAAUUAGAAAAUACUCUUGUUCAUUCAACUGAACAUUCAUUGACUGAAGUACCGAGUCGAAUGGAAACAGAAAAUUCGGAGACUCCAACGAUCCGAGGGCAAUCCAAGCAGGAUAAUUCAAUUCAGAACAACGAAAUAAAUCCAAAUAAUUAUAAAAAUAAAGAAAAAACUUCCACAGUAUCGGAUAAUGAGGGUGACCAGCAAUGGGAUAAUGGUGGAAACGAAAUGAAAUCGGAGAAGGACACUUUGUUAGGAUCGCCUGAAAUGAAAUCGAGUAAUCAAGAUAUUCUUAGUAUCGAUAUCCCUCUUGAAGACAAUUCUGAAAAAGUAAACUCACAUAUUGCGAAAUCAAGCGAUAACAUCGAUUCGAGAACACGUCAAAAAAUCGAUUUAACCUCAGCAUCUUUGGACCUUCAAUCAAACCGGCAGACAUCUUACAACCCUUGCUUGAAUAUGCAAAAUUCGUAUGCCUACGCCAACGAUCCUCAACAAGUACUUCGCAUAGUACCCAAAUCCUCUCCUUACAUUAUAAAUCCACCAAUUUACCCGUAUGUCCAAUCUCCCUUCAUGUUACCACAACAGUUCAUUAAUCAACAAUUUACCAACGGACCCCUGCAAGUUAGUGGACCUGGAGGACAAUUUUACAUCUGUAAUCCCAUAUCUGGACCCAACAUGAACCCUGCAAACAGUAACAACGUUGCUGGUUUACCAGGAGUAGAAGUCAGAAGGGAAUCUGCAAACCUACAAGAAUUGGUAGGAAAUGUUCAACACCUGGAGAACUCUUAUAACCGCAGUGGAUCAAACGAGAUUGAGUGCCCUACUGGAUAUUUCGCAUGCGAAGAUGGCAGUAAAUGCCUUCCAAAAUUCCAUUUAUGCGAUAGCGAAGUAAAUUGCGAUGAUGCCAGCGAUGAGACGUUCUGCACGUGCAGAGAGAGGGUGGGAAAAUUUAGGCAAUGCGAUGGCUACCAGGAUUGCCCACAAGGAGAUGACGAACUGGGAUGUUUCGGUUGCAGUGAAGACGAAUUUAGCUGUGACGAUUGGUCCAAAUCCAGGAAGAGUACUUGUAUUCCUAUGGAGGAACGGUGCGAUAAUAAAAUACAAUGCCAAAUAACUGGUAAAGACGAAGAGGAUUGUUCGAUUCUAACCGACAAAAUCGGACCGCAACCGGUCAAUAAAAUUUCGAAUGCUGUAGGAUUCCUUCAUAGAAACUACAAGGGCAAAUGGUUUCCAACUUGCUACGGCGACCACGAUUGGUCCAUGGACGUAUGUAAAAUAGAAGCCGGACCAACUGCAAUGCUACCAAAGACCCACAUGAUGUUAACAACGAACCAAUACGACGGAUAUUUCGUAAAUAGCUUACCCAACGAAGACAUUAGCUUGGUGAAAAAUUGCAUACAAGACAGAGCAACGUUCGUCGAAUGUCCACCAAUGUAUUGCGGUAUGAGAGUUACGAUCCGAAACCCUUACAGAAAGAACGAAGUGGACGUUAGCGCCGAAAAUAUCAUAGAAGACUUGGAAAGAGCAGCUCCCCAGGAAUACGUUGAGGAACUGGUGGGUGACAGUAGAAUUGUAGGCGGCAAACCGAGCCAACCAGCCGCUUGGCCUUGGCUAGUAUCCAUAUACAAAAAUGGAAAUUUCCACUGUGGAGGUGUCCUGAUCAACGAAUGGUGGAUAGUUACUGCUACUCAUUGCGUUGAUAAAUAUUGGCAGUUUUACUACGAAAUUCAAGCCGGAUCGUUGAGGAGAUUCUCGUACGCGCCGAUGGAGCAACACCGCUGGGCCUCCGUUGUAAUACCAAACCGCAAUUAUGACAGAACAACCCUCAAGCAUGACAUAGCGCUGAUGAAGCUAUCAUCGCCCGUUCGAUUCAACAGGUACAUUAGACCAGUCUGUUUGCCCACGGAAUUCACGGCCGGACGGGACUUCAUGGCCGGCCCAUCGCCGGGGACUAUUUGCACCACAAUCGGCUGGGGCGCUACUAUGGAACACGGAGCAGACCCUGACCAUGUUCGCGAAGUGCAAGUUCCGAUAGAGAAGUGCACGCACAAAGACGAUCUUGGCGAUGAAGAUAUUUGCGCUGGAUUGGCUGAGGGUGGUAAAGACGCGUGUCAAGGUGAUAGCGGCGGGCCGUUGUUGUGUAGGAAUCCCAAUAAUCCCAAUCAAUGGUAUUUGGCUGGGGUUGUUAGUCACGGGGAAGGUUGCGCUCGACCGAACGAGCCCGGAGUGUACACCAAUGUCGCGAAAUAUGUAGGGUGGCUCGCGGAGAAUAUGGAUGAAACCAAAUUUAUAGCAAGAUUCCCGCUACAAAAGUGUCCCGGUUACGAAUGCAAAUUAACCAAUCGAUGCGUACCAAAGAAGCGCGUUUGUGAUAGAGUUGUGGAUUGUCUACUAGCAGAUGACGAAAUUAAUUGUCACUCGCCAUCAAACCACUUAUUAUCUAUCACAAGAACCAGUAACAACGAAGAAAAUGACCCCAUACUGCAAGCUACUUUGUCAAACACCAAAGCAAAUUCGUCUGCACACGAAGGCGCAAAUAAGUACUUCACUUGCAAAAAGCUGCUGCAACUGGUUCCUUCAUCGAAGAGGUGCGAUAAAACGCUCGAUUGCGAAGACGGGUCCGAUGAGGAGGAUUGCAAGUGCGCCGAUUACGUGAAGCACCAAAAUCCUAACGCCAUUUGCGACGGUAUCACCGAUUGCCACGACGCCAGCGACGAAAAUUGCCUAACCUGCAAUUCCGAUCAAUACUUCUGCAAUCAAACUCAAAAAUGCAUCGAUCUGACUCAACGUUGCAAUGGCGUUGCUGAUUGCGAUAAGAGCGAAGACGAAUGGGAUUGUGUUGCUUUAACAGACGGAAAAUCUGUAACUUUCGACAUUGCUGGCCGUCCGAAUUUAAUCCUCUCCGGCGUUCUCACUAUAAAUAAAAACGGCAAAUGGCAAACUUUAUGCCACAAUACGAGCGAACAAGCCGCAGCCGUCGCUUCGAAUGCUUGUUAUAUGAUAGGAUUCGAGGACUACGUAGGCUUCGAGGAAAGACAGGAAGAUGCACCGUUCAACGUGCCAAGCAAAGAAAACGAAACUUGCACCAGCUUGUACGUUAGAUGUUCGAACGUUUCUUUAGAUAACCCUAUGCGUAACAAGCAUCUCGAUAACGUUACCGAAGAAAUUGAACUUUAUACUUCACCGUGGAACGCUGUAAUUUAUGCAGACGGCGCGUACAAAUGCAUGGGCGCUGUGUUGAAUUCGCGUUGGAUUGUCACAUCUGUCGGUUGUUUCGAUGGCAUAACUAAUUUGAGAGAUCAUUAUGUUGUGGUGCUGUUGGGUAAAGGCAAGGCUGCGCUUCGCGUGAAAGGUCCGCACGAGCAAACGUUGAGAAUCGUGGAAAGCGUGGAAAUCUUAGGUACCGAUAUAAUUUUGCUCAGGACUGAAAAGUAUAUAGAAUUCACCAGAUAUGUGAAAGAUGUUAGACUAAACAUUCGAAGAGACGGUAGACGCAGGGAAAAUUGCGUUGCAAUUGGAGUUUACAACAACAAAGCGAAAUACGUGUUUUUAAAUCCCAUAGAAAAUUGCGAACCCGGAUUAAGGUGUUUCGAAACCAAACUUAAGGAAAAUUGUACAGAUUCGAAUCCUUGGAGUGGAAAUGUAUUUUGCGAUUCUGGAAACGGUUGGUACACAGCAGCAGUGUUUUCAGAGAAAAAAGGACUCUGCGGAUUAUCAUCGGUCCUCCAAUACACCAGCCUCCCAUUCAACAAAAACAGGAUAUUCAAGGCGAUGGAAAAAUUCUCGCCUGAUGCACCCAGGCCCGAGUGCAUGGGAUUCCGAUGUGCAUUAGGCGAAUGCAUACCUAACAACCUGACAUGCAACGGUAUCGAAGACUGCGUAGGGGGCGAAGACGAACAUCCAACUCUCUGUUACGAAAAUGAACGCGCCUGCCAUCUAUACGGGCAAUGCUCUUGCCGCCAUUCGGAAUUGAAGUGCAACGACGGCAAGUGCAUCCCGAAGAGUGCAUUCUGCGACAUGACCAACGAUUGCGGCGACUUCAGCGACGAACCCCCUGUAUGCAACUGCAGGGAGUACCUGAAACUCACCGACCCCAGGAAACUUUGCGACGGAGUUAUACACUGCUUGGACAGGAGCGAUGAAAGUCCCGAAUCCUGCCCUUGUCCUUCGGAUGGAUUCCAUUGCAUCAGCACAAAGCAUUGCAUCAUAAACGAAAUGGUUUGCGAUGGAUUCGAAGACUGUCCGAACGGAGAAGAUGAAAAAACUUGCUUGGAUAUAGUAAAUGAAAAAAACGAAUCAACAAACGCCGGUGAAUUGAAAAGAAGAACAGCAGGAGUGUGGCAUUCGGGCUGCUUCAACGAAACCUACACCAAAGAAGAAUUGAACACGAUCUGCAUGGAUCUGGGAUACAACAGGGACGGUACUGAUCUCCUUCCUGCGAUGGCUAAGCAGCCCGGUUCGACGUCGCUACGGCCGGAAUUCGACGAUUACCAAGUCGUCUGGAUUUACAGGAAGGGCAAGAGCAGGUUUAAUCUUGCCCUGCGCAGCGGCAACGAGCCCUACGUGAGGUUUGUUCCAGACGAAAAUUGCCACA